Molecule: messenger RNA, 3525 nt
Organism: Arabidopsis lyrata subsp. lyrata
Lineage: Eukaryota; Viridiplantae; Streptophyta; Magnoliopsida; Brassicales; Brassicaceae
Product: serine-rich adhesin for platelets
Exons: 7
Coding region: 190-3300 (1036 amino acids)
Biological process (GO): protein transport
Source: RefSeq, a predicted model, not a curated record
CCGUCUUCUCCAAAAUCGAUACUUUUCUUCGUGUCACGUGAAGGUCCAUUUCCAGAUCACAAAAUUUCCAUCUGAUUUUCUUCAACAAAAACCCUAAAAGCCUUGAUUUUUCGUUUCAAUUUUGUACUCGGAGACUCCCAGACCUCAAAAGGCUUGAUCUUUCGUUUCUCUUAUCAAGUUUUCGCCCUCAUGAAGAAGGUGCUUCAUCGAAGUUUUAAGCCUGCGAAAUGCAAAAUUGCUUUGCAAAUGGCGGCUUCACGCCUGAAAAUCCUGAAGAACAAAAAGGAUACACAUAUUAAGCAAUUGAGGAGAGAAUUAGCUCAAUUGCUUGAGUCUGGCCAAACCCAGACAGCUAAAAUUCGGGUGGAGCAUGUGGUGAGAGAAGAGAAGACAGUGGCUGCUUAUGAACUCGUUGGUAUAUAUUGUGAACUUCUUGUUGCUCGUUUGGGUGUGAUUGACUCUCAAAAGACCUGUCCUAAUGAUCUUAAGGAAGCUGUCGCGAGUGUCUUAUACGCUUCUCAAAGGUUAACAGAUGUUGCGGAGCUCUCAGAUAUUGUUAAGCAUUUCUCUGCAAAGUAUGGUAAAGAUUUUGUUUCAGCUGCUAUUGGUUUGCAACCGGAUUCUGGUGUGAGUCGUUUGUUGGUGGAGAAAUUGUCUGUUAAAGCUCCUGAUGGUCCAACGAAGAUCAAAAUUUUGACAGAGAUUGCUACGCAGCAUAAUGUAACUUGGGAAGCAGAAUCUUUGGUUGAAUCAGAUCCCAAGGAAACCGUAUUGGCGAGUGGAGCAAGUUCCUGUCACUCUCAGUCAGCAACUGGAAUAAAGCCGGAGUCGUCAAGAAUCCGAAACAAUCAACCUCCAGAAUUUCAAGCUCCAGCUACUGUCAAUGUGUCGCAAAAUUCAUAUUCAAGUGAUGGAAGAUCUUCAAGCCGCAUGACAUCUACUGAUUUCAACGUUGGGAAGACAGCUGAUCACUAUCAUCAAGACCCAAAACCUUCUGGAGAUAGAACUGACGGUAGAGAACACAGACAUCACAAUCCAGGUCAUGGGGAUUCAUCUCCAUUCGAAACAGAAUUUGUUGAUGCAACGAGUGCUGCACGUGCAGCUGCUGAAUCUGCGGAAAGAGCGAGUUUUGCUGCACGUGCAGCUGCUGAGCUUUCAAGUAAAGAAAGAAUGAUGGCGAUGCAGAAUUCAAAAGAGUCGCGGAACUCAUCCUCAUAUGAUAAUUUAAGAAACAAUGCCCCACAUAGUCGUACUAGUAGCUCAAAUGUGCAAAGCGGAGGUUUUGCUAAAGAAGAAUUGUUAAGAAGCAGUAACAAGCAAGAAGAUCAAUCUACUACUAGAGCAGAGUCUUCUAAGAAGACUGUUGAUGAGCUAUCAGAAAAUGCUUCAUGGAGGAGAGAUCAUUCUCGGGAGAACUCAUUGGAGAUGAGGCCGAAUGAUUCCUUUGCUAAAAUAGGUAGAGAGAAGCAGCAGCCAAGUAUGGAUGAGAUAAACCAAAGCAGUUCAGAAGAUGUUCUAAAUAAGAAACAAUCAAGCCGAGCUUCAUCGCAUUCACCGUCAAGCAAUUUUUCCGAUGACAAUGAUGUCACUGCAUUGGACCAUAUCGAUUCACCAAGCAUCUUGGAGGAAAACCGAUUUCAGAGUACUGUUGGAGAUAGAGAGAGCUACAAUGACGGUCCUGAUGUUGUUGUUGCUCCGGCUUUUGAUGACUAUAGCUCGUUUUUUGACAAACCUCAAUUUGACACAGAAGAUGCUUGUCACGAUGAACCAGAACAAGGAUUAGGAUUUUCAUUGCUUGGCAGUAGCAGCAAAACAUCUGAUCAUAUGCCUACAGAAAUAAGUUCAUGGAGCUUCGAAGGACACAUUGCUCUGAGACAACCCAGCUCAGCCUCAACCUCACAGGUUCUUGAAAAGGAGAAGCCAAGUUCUCCAAUAUUUGAUGAUGGUCCUACAAGUCCUCCAGCCUCUCUGCAUGAGCCUGAGCCUGAGCCGUCUGCAAAGUUUGAUGAUUAUGACCGAGAUUCUGAAAGUGAAGAAGACAAUUUAAAAAACAAAGGAAAUAUUUCUGGACAUGUAGAAGAAAAGCCGAAGCUGAAAUCUCAGAAGCCCCAAAUGUCUGAAGCUCCUGAUGAUUUAGGACGCUACUUUUUCCCAUCAGAUACAGAAGACCAAGGAGAUGAUUCCAAGAUACAGGAAGAAUCCGACACAGAUAAUGAAACGACUCUCCCAUCUUAUGGAAUGAGUCCCCCAAAAGAGAAGACAUGGUCCAAAUCUGUUAAAGAGCAUGUCCCAACAGAGGUUGAUCCGUCGAGGUCUUCUUCUUUUCUGACAGACAGGACAGAACUUUACACUCAAAAAGCAAGCAACAUGGACAAAAGACCAAGCUCUAUACCUCCAGAUUCAUCUUCUAGUGAUGAUGAAUCAGAGGUUAAACUUCGGGAGAGAGUUUCUGCUAGAUAUCAAGAUAAAAGAGCUGAGUCAAGAACCCGGUCCACACAUCUACAUUCGCGUGUCAGCCACGAGGACUUGAAGGAAAAAAUCCCGACUCGAGCUUCUACCAGAAGUCAAGAGAGGAGGACCCACAAGACCACCCCUGCCUCUGCUUCCGCUUCAUAUUUCCAUGUAAUAUCCAGUGACGAUGAAGAUGAGAAAGAAGUCUAUAGAGAUGCUGCACGCACCCAAACCAAGCCUUCUAUUUCCAUCUCACGAAGAACAAAGGGCCAAGAGAGAAGAUCAUCUCUGGUUACUGCGAAAACUGAGACAGUCUCUCAUGAUCAAGAGUCUCCUCCAAAGCCAAGUCCUGAGGCCAAGCCACUAGCUAAGCAACAGGUAUCAGCCUCUUCUUCAAGCUAUCUUCCAAAAACUGACAAAGCUUCUCACGAUCAUGAAUCUCCUCCAAAGCUAAGUACUGAGGCCAAGCCACUGGCUAAGCAACAAGGAUCAGCUUCUUCUUUAAGCUUUCUUCCAAAAACCGACAAAGCUUCUCACGAUCAAGAAUCUACUCCAAAGCUAGGUCUAAAGGCCAAGCCAGCGGCUAAGCAACAAGGAUCAGCUACUUCUUCAAGUUCUCUUCCAAAAACUGAAAAAGUCUCUCACUAUAGAGAAUCUCCUCCAAAGUCAAGUUCAGAGGCUAAGUCACUGGCUAAGCAAGAAGGGUUAGCUUCUUCUUCAAGCUCGCUUCCCAAAACUGUGACAUCACCUGACCCAGAAACUCCAGCAAAGGAGAAAGCUAGCCAUGUUCAUCCCAAACUCCCAGAUUACGACGACAUAUUUGCAAAGCUCGGGGCUCUUCGUCGCUGAGUUUCUGCUCAUUCUUCCCGCUCUGUUGAUAUAUACAUAUUCAUUGUUUUAUUAGCCCUCAAUUCUUUUCUUUGAUUGGUUUGCUUGUAGAUUGAACUUGAAUUUCGCAUCCCGAGGAUAACUUUUUGGCCGUGAGGUAUCUCAUCUGUUUUCUGUUACAUGUUUGGCUUCCUUGUCAUAUACAAUCAGAUUAUUGUCUUUUUAGUGUAUUAUAAUGAUUGAGUA